Messenger RNA from Rotaria sordida, 543 nucleotides. NCBI's taxonomy places the organism in Eukaryota, Metazoa, Rotifera, Eurotatoria, Philodinida, Philodinidae. The record is from the annotation of a GenBank genome assembly.
AUGAAUCCACCAACAGAUCUAUUUGAAAGAACAUUACCAUCCAUUUUUGUUCCAUCAGAAGACGAACAAAUUGAUAAUAUUGAAUUAAUAGAUGCAUCAUCAAUAACAUCAUCAAAUGGCGUAUUGUUGGAACAUCUAUCUCACGGAACAGGAGGAUUUGAAGAUUUAGAUUUAGAUAUUGGACAUAUCGGUGAAAAAAUGGUAUAUCAAUAUCUGUUGAAUAAACAUCGUGAUCAUUCAAAUUUAAUUACUAUCAAAUGGUUAAAUCAAAAUCGAGAAACUCAUUUACCUUAUGAUAUUUUAUUAACUAAAAAUGGCAAAACUCAUUACAUUGAAGUAAAAUCAACACGAAUAGAUAAUCAACAUAUAUUUCCAAUAUCAAUUAAUCAAAUUGAAACUUGUCUAAAGCAGAGAGAAAAUUAUUUUAUUUAUCGAGUUUAUAUAAGCAAGAAAAAGUUUACCAUUUUAGAUAAUAUUCCAUGGCGUUUAAUGCAAAAACAAUUGACUUGUUUUUUAAGAAUUCUACCAAGUUCACCAGAAUAA